GGUACGUUUUUAAGAUCUUAUUAUGUAAUACGUAGUUAAUCAAUUUACUUAACUCAAUUAAAAUGGUGCAAAAUUACAAACCCAGUCCUCUCAGGAAAUAGGUCACAAAUAUAUCUGUUGAAUAGAACUUGUUUUGUUAUUACAUGCCUGAACUUACAAAGCUGACUCACCCCUGAUAACAAAGUUGACUCACAAAUUGAACUUAUGUUUGGUUGGCUACAAGAGCUUAUAAAAAUCUAAUAAUUAUGCACUGAAUUUUUUGUUACUGCGACCAUUAAUUUAUUCUGAUUACCAAUUUUUCAAUAUCAAUAAAAUGGCUAGCAGUAGCAAUGUACCGAUAUCUAUAAUUCUGAAAAAAGCAAAAGAUGAAGAGACCAACAGUGAUGAACCAAAAAAGAAAAGCCGGGAAGACUGGAAGAAAGAGAAGGAACUCGAGGAGCUCAGGAAAGCAGGGUCCAUCCCCGCUGCUGUAGACGAGGAAGGUAGGGACAUUAACCCUCACAUACCUCAGUACAUUUCAUCGGCUCCUUGGUACUACAACUCCGAGGGUCCAACUUUAAAACAUCAAAGACAGCAGGAAGAAAGCAUCAAGGUCUUUACACAUCUCAAUGAGCAUUACACUCGGGGAUUGAAAGGUGCUAAGGCCACUAAGUUUCGUAAAGGUGCGUGUGAAAACUGCGGUGCCAUGGGCCAUGUUAGGAAAGAUUGUUUCGAAAGACCGCGAAAAGUUGCUGCCAAAUUUACUAAUCAGGCCAUCGCUGCCGAUGAUGUGAUGCUACCGAAACUGGACUUGGAUUUCGAUGGGAAACGGGAUCGCUGGAAUGGAUUUGAUCCAUCCGAGUAUAAGGCUGUUGUGGAGGAGCAUGAAAAAAUCGAGGAAUAUAAACGCAAAGCAAAAGCACAAAAACUCAAAGAUGGCCAGGAUAUAAGCGACGACGAAGCCGAUGAUGAUGACGAGGAAGAUGAAGACAAGUACGCUGAAGACUUCGACAUGCCUGGCACGAAAGUAGACAGCAAACAGCGAAUUACCGUCAGGAAUUUGCGUAUUCGUGAGGACACAGCAAAAUAUUUACGUAAUCUUGAUCCAAAUUCUGCUCAUUAUGAUCCCAAAACUCGUUCGAUGCGAAGCAAUCCCUAUAAAGAUACUGGCAAGAAGCCUGAAGAAGUGGAUUUUGCUGGGGAAAAUUUUGUCCGUUUUACAGGCGACACAGUGGAGCAGGCAAAAGCUCAAGCAUUUGCCUGGGAAGCGUACGAGCAGGGGGUGGACGUUAGCAUGCUGGCCGAACCUACCAAGCUAGAAAUGCUCAAAAAACAAUUUAUUGAGAAAAAGGAAGAGUUCAAGACAAAGGUGUCGAGCGGUCUUCUCGAAAAGUAUGGUGGCAAAGAACAUCUUAAAGUGCCGCCCCGACAGUUGCUUUUGGCUCAGUCUGAAGAUUACGUUGAGUACUCAAGGCAAGGAAAAGUUAUUAGAGGAGCUGAAAAGGAUGUUAUUCGUUCACGAUAUGAAGAAGACGUUUAUCCAAAUAACCAUACGAGCGUUUGGGGGAGUUAUUGGCAUGAGGGACGAUGGGGCUACAAUUGCUGUCACUCACUACUGAAAAAUUCUUAUUGUACCGGCGAAGCUGGCAAGACGUACGUAGCUGAGGACGUCAUACCCUCCGUGCCAGGUGUUUCAACCAGCGCUGUUGAAGACGAACCUAAUAAGCAAGAAAAUGAGCUUACAGAUAAACCGAAAACUUUGGUUGAAAUUCAUCGAGAAAAAAUGGAAAAGAAAUCUAAGAAGAAGAAGAAAAAGGACAAAAAGAAACGCAAGAAGCGCAGCAAGAAAGAAUCGAGCUCGAGUGAAAGCAGCAGCAGCGGUGAUGAGAGCGAGGCAGAACAAGAGUUCUCCAAGGAAGAACUGCGCAAGAAGAAACUGAGGGAAGCUUUGAUCAAGGCUAAAAUAGAGGAAGAUGAAGGCAAACGCCUCCAGGAGCUAGAUGACAGGCAGCGUGCCUACAACACGCACUACGUCAACAAAGUUCUCACCGAAGAAGAAAUCGAAGCUCAUCAACUGCGGCGCCAAAGGGAGGACGAUCCCAUGGCUGGCUUCAUGUAACGCCAUCAUAGAUGGCGAGAGGUAUCGUUAUGGCCAGAAACCAGGUCCUCAGUGGGCUGACGAUAAGGAUAUCAUGACUGACGAAUCAUUAAAUAACGUCAUGAGUUCUCCUUGGUUUGGUUUACCUGUAAUGCACUAUUAUAUUCACGGUAUCUAAAGGUGUGUCAGCUUUUUGCUGUAAUAAGCAAUAAUUUAGUCGAAUUAUACUUGUAUCGAUACUCUAAUUUGAUGUAUUUAUUCGAAAACCGACUGUCUCCCUUUUGCUCGAGCCAAUUCAUGUUGAUUUCAUUAGAAUUUUUUAAUUAUUUAAUUUUGCUUCUCUGCCAUAUUUGUUGAAGAACCACCUUACUACGUCAAGUUCUGAGUUUAACGUUUAUUUACAUGUGGGCGCUAUAAGUCAUGUUUCGCAAUCUAUUAUUGAGAAGAAAUAUCUAGCCACAUUAUCUUUUUCAUUUACGCAGCACUUCUGUAUUAUCUAGAGGAAAUUGCGUCCAUUAUAUAUUGGAAAUUUGGCUAUGAUAUCAAACGUGGAAACGAAAUCAAUUUUUUCGGAUCUUGCAUUGCGUAUCUGUUAUCUCCCGAUAGAUAUGCUACUUUUUAAAAAAUAUCGAAUAAUUCUAACUUCAACUACAAUUUCACUAAAGCAAUCAAGGAAAAAUAUAUUUCGGGAUGGAGAUGAAUAUAUAUUUUAGUAAGAUAAAAAUUCAAUACGAACAGAUCUCAAAAAAUUAGUUCUGUGUGUUUUUUCUUUGAUGGUACGAAGACUAUCAAUUUAAUUAUAACAAUCCUUUUCAAUUUAUUCCAGAAUUUUUGUGAGAAGAAAACGUUUUCUGAAGUAAUAAGCACACACGAACUAAUAAAUGUUCUACGCUGUUCAGUGGUUAAGCCUAGAAACAUUUCGGAAGCCAAUGUCACGGGAAAUUGUUAACCAUACAUCAAUUAGGCUCGAUUUCUUAAGACCUCAAUAUCUUUUUCAUCUUAUGAUUUGACGAUGCCUUCUUGUGUUCUCCUCAAAAAGAGUUCCCUAAUAUAUUACGAAUAUACGAGUAAUAGGAGUAAAUCGGCUACUUGUAAAAAAAAAAUUCAACUGAAUGACAGUUCCUAAAUACAGUGACUCAUGUCCAU
This is a messenger RNA of Hyalella azteca, 3223 nucleotides long. RefSeq names its product pre-mRNA-splicing factor SLU7-like (gene Slu7). Gene Ontology annotation, biological process: mRNA splicing, via spliceosome. The transcript has 3 exons. Lineage: Eukaryota; Metazoa; Arthropoda; Malacostraca; Amphipoda; Hyalellidae. The coding region runs from base 314 to 2098 and encodes 594 amino acids. Gene Ontology annotation, molecular function: zinc ion binding; pre-mRNA 3'-splice site binding. Gene Ontology annotation, cellular component: spliceosomal complex. The record is from RefSeq and is a predicted model, not a curated record.